CUGGAGUUAGGUAAUAGUUGAAUGGGCUGGGCCUCGCUGAGUGAUGAGGCAACAGUGGCCAAAGUGUGUAUAAAUACCAGCACACUCCACAUGCUCCAGCAGAAGACAGGGGGAGGACUCAGAAGACCUGACAAGAGUCACCCAAAGAUCUGAAGGCACCCGUUCGCACAGACAAUCACGAUCCAUCACUGGAGCUGAAGAAUCGGUUGAAGAUAUUGUGGCGCUCUUCGGCGGUGUGACACCCAUGAGAGAGAAGACGACCAACUCUGAUCUUCAAGGGAUUUAAUAACUAAACCGUUUAAACAGCAAAAAUGAAGGCAUUCAGCAUUGCAGUUGCAGUGACACUCGUGCUCGCCUUUAUUUGCAUUCUGGAGAGCUCUGCUGUCCCAUUCACUGGGGUGCAAGAGCUGGAGGAGGCAGGGAGCAAUGACACUCCAGUUGCGGCGCAUCAAGAGAUGUCAAUGGAAUCGUGGAUGAUGCCAGAUCACAUCAGGCAGAAGCGUCAGAGCCACCUCUCGUUGUGCCGCUGGUGCUGCAACUGCUGCCGGGGCAACAGGGGCUGCGGUUUCUGCUGCAAGUUCUGAGGAUUCCCGCAACAAACGGCUUCUUAUUAAUUUAUUAUGCUUUUUUUUGUUUCACGCCGAGAACCAACCCUUUCUUGACCUCUCUCUCUCCAGUGCACAGCCUGUAUUAUAGCCUUGCACAUUGUUUUGUAUCAUCUUUUUUUAUGAUUUCGAACAAAGAAAUUGUGAUAAAUUUAAAUAAUGACUGCCGUUUUGUAUUUGUUUUGUAAGUUUGUAAUAGUUUAAAGUUUUUUUGUAACUCAAUAUGGAAAUUUAGUUUGAAAAAUCCUCCAGAUGUGACUGUUUCUUCAUCUGAAUCUGAUGUGUCAAGUUAACACUUGGUGUCAAAUAAAUACU
Molecule: messenger RNA, 920 nt
Organism: Myripristis murdjan (pinecone soldierfish)
Lineage: Eukaryota; Metazoa; Chordata; Actinopteri; Holocentriformes; Holocentridae
Gene: hamp
Product: hepcidin antimicrobial peptide
Exons: 3
Coding region: 312-584 (90 amino acids)
Biological process (GO): defense response to bacterium; intracellular iron ion homeostasis
Cellular component (GO): extracellular region
Source: RefSeq, a predicted model, not a curated record